Elgaria multicarinata webbii is the source of this 2254-nucleotide messenger RNA. It is a transcript of the gene PMVK, whose product is annotated as phosphomevalonate kinase. The transcript is spliced from 5 exons. The coding region runs from base 400 to 753 and encodes 117 amino acids. Gene Ontology annotation, cellular component: cytoplasm. The record is from RefSeq and is a predicted model, not a curated record. Gene Ontology annotation, molecular function: phosphomevalonate kinase activity. Gene Ontology annotation, biological process: isopentenyl diphosphate biosynthetic process, mevalonate pathway; cholesterol biosynthetic process. Lineage: Eukaryota; Metazoa; Chordata; Lepidosauria; Squamata; Anguidae.
AUCGGAGUUGGAAGUCCAAAAACAUCUGUGGGGGAUGUCUUUAACAGUGGAAGGAGAAAUGAGUCUGUUUGAUCAGAUUUCAGGGUUCAGUUUCACCGCCCCAUCUGCGUUUCCCGAAAACAUCAGCACUGGGCCACGCUGCAGAGUUGUCAUAUGUUGUUCUUAACAGACACACCCUUCAUAAAAUGGGAUUAACAACACUGGGCUGUUUUGCAGGACUUGUGUAACCCACAUUUUCCCCACCACAAGCCCUGCCUCCUGCAAUAUGAGUUGGGACCGGACGUAUGCACUAUCCUUCGCCUUUCGGGGCCCCUUAAAGAGCAGUAUGCAAAGGAACACGGCCUGGAUUUCCAGCGUCUCUUGGACGCAAGCAACUACAAGGAGACGUAUCGCCAGGAUAUGAUCCGUUGGGGAGAAGAGAGGCGCCGAACUGACCCCGGCUUCUUCUGCCGCAUCGUAGUUGAGGGCGCCGUGCAACCCAUCUGGGUAGUGAGUGACACGAGGCGGGCCUCGGAUGUGGAGUGGUUCCGGGACGUGUAUGGAGACGUGGUCCAGGUGGUGCGUGUCGUGGCCGCCGAGGAGACCCGGAGAAGGCGGAACUGGGUGUUCAUCACGGGCAUAGACGACGCAGAAUCCGAGUGCGGCCUGGACCAGGGCAUCGCUUUUGACUGGGUCAUCACCAACGACGGGGAAGAGUUGUCCCUGAAUGCCCAGCUGGAGAAGCUGCUCCUGUUUGCCCAGAGCAAGCUGUAGCCAAAACCUGGCCCGCUGUUUCCCUGCCCUGCCCCCUCUCCCACAUUCCUCCGGGAGCUGGACCGGGACUUGGCCGAAGCCGAUGCCGUGCUGCAAUUGGAUGCCUGAAGCCGGGCUUGGUUGGUAGGGCGGGGUGAAUUCCAGGGCUGUGUUUGUGUUGGGGGGAAGAAUCCAUUCCAGCGAUUGCCAUAAUCCAGUGCCAGUUCUUCUCUCCCCAUCGCUGUGUUCCAGACAGGGUACGUGUCCAUCCUGACCCAGUUAGUCCGCAUGCCGUGACGCACCUACCUUCUGAGGGGUUGUCCUUUCAUACCCAUCUCUGGCUCCUGUCCGGCGCCAGGGCCUGCUCUGCAGGGAAGUUGUGGUCUCGUGUGUUUUCGUUUUGCUUCAGUCUUCGCUGUUUAAAUUUUUUCAGCUUCUCGCCACCAGGGGGCAGGAUGACCUCAAUGUGCCGCAUUCAGUCUCAUUCUGUAAUUCCAUGCCUGUACAUCGUGGGGCCAUUGCGAUUGUCACCUGCCCGUCAUCCGGCCACCAGGGGACAGGAGAAGAGUCCCGCCAGAGGGUGGUCCGUGCACACUAUUUUAGGCUGGAGUAUCCACGUCCCACCUUUCGGACUUGAGCUGUUUUCCCCCCCUGGGAUGUUUCUAACGCUGCUUUAUCCUCUUCUGUUACUAAACACACCCACUGUUUUCUAAAGACGGGGAGGGGAAAUUUGAAAAAGAAAUUGCUGUGCCUUAUUGCUGCACGUGAACCGUCCCGGCCUGACCCCACCCUGUUCUUCUCCCUUGUUCGGCUUUCCAGAAAUCCUUGCCGAAUCCUCAGUUUGGUUUCUCCGUUUGCCAAUUUCUUUCCUGACAGAAGUUCCUGCGCCGUUUGGCGUCCGUGCGAGGGGUGGGUGGGUGAACAGGUUCCAGCAGCUGCGGGGGCCAGGCCACGGGGGAGGGGAGUGCAUCGGGGCGUCUCCCUGUUGCGCAGCUCUUACAAUAGACACCCCCCCCCGGCCUUUUCAAAGUUCUCCUACGGGAGCCUUUUUGGGCAACCUCGGAAUAGCACGGGAGCCUUGACGAAGAAAAGAGUUGGCAACCCUAGCGAAAGGGAGUCCGAGUCGUGUCGGUACAAGCAUUGGUGGUUCAAGGAGGCGGAGGGGUGCUCAGGCGGCGGAAAUGGUGUGUAAAUGUCUUUGUGCCGUGUGUGCGCGGAGGGGGUGAUUUGGCCUGGCGUGGAAGCAAAGCUGUGGUCCGGCUGAAAGAUUUGCGACUCGGUUUGUCCUCGGGCUUCAGAAAGCCCCGCUUUUUCCAAGUGUCGUGGCUAUACAGGAACGGACUCCAGCCCUGCAUCCUUCGAUGGCUCUGCCUCCCCUCCGGAAGUUCUGCCUCUGCGGCUGCCUAGUCUCCCGCUAACGCCACCCGCUGCUGAACCGAAUGCCUGCCUCCUCUCUCUCCCCCCACCGUUGGAGAGGAAGGGGAUGGGUUCUGCUCGCAAUAAAGCUUUCGAUUGGUUAUAA